This is a messenger RNA of Yamadazyma jaroonii, 843 nucleotides long. The record is from the annotation of a GenBank genome assembly. Lineage: Eukaryota; Fungi; Ascomycota; Pichiomycetes; Serinales; Debaryomycetaceae.
AUGUUUAAGAUUGGUGAAGAUACUCUUCCAAUUGGUUAUGGAUUAGGUACUAAAUGGUUUAAGAAGUCAGAUGAACUUAAUACUGAAAUCACUGAUAGUUUAAUUGAAGCUGUUAAGACUGGUUUUACUCACAUUGAUUUAGCUGAAGUUUAUGGUAACUAUGCUGAAUUCAAAGCUGCUUUACCAGAGAUUUUGAAACUUGUCCCAAGAGAAAAGUUAUUUAUUACUGAUAAAUUCAAUCCAUCUGUCAAAGAUACUGAUCACACUCCUUUAAAGCACUUGAAAGAGACUUUAGCUUAUCUUGGUUUGGAAUAUGUUGAUUUAUAUUUAAUUCAUUCUCCUUUUGUUGCUGACCAUUUAACUAUCGAAUCAACAUGGGAUGAAUGUAAGACCUUAAAGAAAGAAGGUUUGGCCAAACAUAUCGGUGUUUCAAAUUUCGCUGUCAAGGAUCUUGAAAAGAUCGAUGGUGUUGAAGCCAACCAAAUUGAAUUCUCUCCUUUCUUACAAGCUCAAACCCCAGGAAUUGUUGAAUAUUGUCAAAAAUCCAAUAUCCUUGUUGAAGCUUAUUCUUCACAAACUCCUGUUAUUCAACAAGAUGUUAACCCUGAAUUGACUGAAUAUUUAACUAAAUUGAGUGAAAAAUAUGGUAAAUCUGUUGGUCAAAUCAAUUUACGUUGGGUUUUCGAUCAAGGUGUUUUACCAGUCACUACCACCAAUAAAGUCGAUAGAAUGAAAGAAUAUUUAGAUCUCGAUUUCAAAUUGACUGAUGAAGAAGUCCAGAAGAUCAAUGAAUUAGGUGCUAAAACUCACAUUAGAAAGUAUUGGACUGAUUAUUAUAAAUAG